UGUGUCCACUUGCAUCUUUGCACAUUGCGAAAAAAAUUCGGAGAAGUAGACAGAGCUGUGGUGGUUUGGUGAGAAUUUUUCAUUAAGUGUUAGUCCUAAAUUCCUGAUCCCUGUUCACGAAGUAGUCAAAUACACUUGUCUUAAGGUGGACACCAAAUAUACUGGCAAGAGAGUUUAUAUUAUUGCGUCUCAAAAAUAACACGGUGUCAAUCGCCAAAACUACCUUCGCUUUUUAACAUGUAACAUCAGGACUCCUUUCAGAAUGUCGGCUCGCAAAAUAUCAAUACUUUACGAUAACUCUCCGGAUAGCCUUUUAGAUCUGGCUUUGGAAUGCUUCAUUGACAAUUUAUCUAUAUACACCAAAUGGGACCGUGAAUGGGACUGUUGGGCCUUCAAGGAAGGUAUAAUAUUGCCCGCAGAGAUUUGUGAAAGAUUUUUGAAGGUAUAUCAACAAAAGGAUCGCGUUGACAAUCGCUUAGUAGGCUUGUUCCGUGACCAAUCACGAACUCGUUUGGAGAAUCUGCACCUGCGGAAUGCAACAAUCUCAACCGAGAGCUUUCGCUAUUUGCUGCUGGAGCACGAUUUCAUCAGGAUGGAAUUGCUGCAUUGUGAGUACCUAUCUUCUGAGUGGCUAGAAUUGAUUGCUCGAUACUGUCCCCAUCUGGUGAGCUUCAAAAUUGGGCCAGCCGAAAGAGAUCGUGAUAAUAUGCCAGAUCCGCCGCGGCUCAUUCGGGAAUACAUGUCGUUCACCAGAUCACCGCAGUUACAACAACUCACCGUCUAUUGCAAAGGAAUCAACACUUCUCCUGUAAUAUAUCCGGGACCACUGCCUUAUCUCACACAUCUAACCGUGUGCAACUCCAAUGUCCCGGGUUCAACCUGGACUUUCUCGACGAUGAUAUCUCUAAGACAUCUCGUGCUUCACAAUGUGAGAUGGACAAAGUUAGCGAUGGAUUCUAUAACAACUCAUCUGCGCUUUCUAAUACAUCUAGACAUAUCUCAGGCAGACGAUCGAUUAAACCAAUACACCAAUCCCAGUGAGGUUUUAGCUAGUAUAGCAACAAAAUUGGUAUAUUUAAAAUCAUUAGAUAUAUCUGGUACAAACUUGGCUGGGACUGGCUCUGCCAUCCCAGCCCUCAAUGAAGAAGGUGCACCUGACUUAACGGAGAGUGCUCAAGUUGCUCAAGUCCGGUGUGACAUACCAGGGCUUGAGAGCCGAGUCAACAAUCCUCUGGAGUUCCUAGGCUUAUAUGGGACCCAUCACGGUGCAUGCCAGAGACAUGACAUCCCUGCCAAAGUAAUUUCAGGAGACUCCAAUGAAGAACAACUCCUAAUAGCUGCCGAGGUUUUCAUUGAGCGGCCUGCUAUGUUGUCACGGGUACUCAAUGACUUGUACUACAAGUUCCGUAUAACGGAAAGAUACAACGAUUAUGCCAGCCGCACCUUGUCUGUAGUGAUUGAUGCUAUGGAACAACAUGUUACAGAAAAACACAUACAGAUUCCGUGCAGUGCCAUCCUAUUCUAUAUAAUGAAAGGAACAGAAAAGAAUCGCAUUGGAGUUAAGCUGAAGAAACGCAUCAUAAUUUCGCUGCUGAAUGGCAUGGAAGCUUACCUAGAAGACGAGACCUUAAUGCGAAAUGGGUGCCUGACACUAUGCCAGUUUAAGAUCCCGAGCGAUAUGCUGUUUGCAUAUGAACGCGUAGUAAGUCUUUUACUGAACGGCGUCGCCAACGUAGCUAACGAUGGAUUCGUACAACGUAUUGCAAUCUAUCUCCUGAACUCUUUAGCUUGUCAUGUAGAUGGCCAGCAGAAACGUUUACUCGGCCAUCACGAUGCUAUAGAGAAAAUGUUACACCUGAUCGCCGACCGGCUUGAUAGACGUUUAUGCGACGAUGUGCUGGAGGUGGCUUGGUCAACAAUGUGGAACGUCACCGAUGAGACUCCGCAAAACUGCAGGCGUUUUCUGGAAAACCACGGCAUGCAGUACUUCUUAGAUUGCCUCAGGAAAUUCCCGGAUAAAGAGGAAUUGCUCAGGAACAUGAUGGGCCUUCUGGGCAAUGUGGCUGAAGUGGUUGAACUGAGGCCACGACUCAUGAAUACAUUGUUCCUGAAUGUUUUCAACGAGCUUCUAGAUUCUUCGAGUGAUGGAAUAGAGGUUAGUUACAACGCCGCGGGUGUGUUAGCCCACAUAGCAUCCGACGGCCCUGAAGCGUGGACUGUAGAUGAGCCAUCCCGGGACGUAGUUCUGGAGCGCUUGGCCGCAGCGGUGGAGAGAUGGGAUCGUAGAGCGGAACGGAAUAUAAACUACCGCUCCUUCGAGCCAAUAUUGACUUUGCUACACGCUUAUCACACUCCCCAGUGUCAACAUUGGGCCGUCUGGGCUUUGGCGAACCUCACCACUGUUUAUCCUUCCAAAUACUGCAGUCUGGUAGAAGCGGAGGGUGGGAUAGAGAUAUUAUAUGCGCUGCUACGCCAUCGGGCGCCAUACCAAAGGAUCAAAAAGCUGGCCAUGAUUGUUAUUAACAACUGCGAGGCCUUCAGCAAUGUUCUGCCCGAAGAACAGGUUGUGAUGUCAUUAUUAAAUAAAUAAAUACCAUCAGGUGUUAGUAGUAAAAUAAGUUUAGAUAACAUAAUAUUAUGGCAUAUGUUUAAAUAUGUCGUAAAAAAUUGUAGGCUAGGCACAUAUUAAAAAUAUUUAUUAGACGAUUUUCGACAGCUUGCAAGUUUAUUAAAAAAAUGUUUUAUGGCAUGUGCUGUUUAUUGGAAAAGAUCUUAAAUUUUUGGGAUUUGCUAAAUUUAUAGUAGUAUCGUUGCAACAAUGUGUUUCAGCCAAUAGUGAGAAAACAUUGGGCAAUCACAGGUGAUUCCGAUUGCUAUAAUUUCAAUUGAUAAAUAAAAUUGGCUGAAUCUAUCCUUAUCCUUAUACCUAUCUAUAGCCUUUCUGCUACAAGAAGACCCUAAAUUCAGCCAAUGACAUUUAUUGGAAUUUUAAUAAUGAUUGAUGUAGCUUUUUGUGACUUUGUAGCUUUUAGCUGAACUGCAUAGUUGCAGCAUAAAUACUAUCAAUUCAGCUAAUCUCAUCUAUGGGCUGGAUGUUUCUCUAUGACCUUUAAACCUUAAGUUAAUUGAUCUUUAAAUAAUGAAUCUUAGGGCCAUAGCCCACUUUCGAUAUGUGCCGCCUAUUUUAGAGGUAACUCUGCAAAGUCUACGUGAGCUAUGGUUCUGCAAUUUGUACAAUAAAUUAAUGCAUUGAAGUAUAGACUUCUUACGGGUAGUCUAUAUUUCAAUAGAAACUGUCAAGUUUGUUCCCUAUAAAUUAAAGUUAUGAGUGUAAGAUUUGAACGUCAUAGGGAAUAGCGCUCGAUAAUCUGUGUUGCCUUUUUCGCAUAAGAAGACUCUUUUGGUCAUAUGAUUAUCAUGUUAACAAUAAAAGUUAGUUAAGAAGUCAUAGAGCUUAUCAACUUUAUUAUUAUACAGUAUACGUAUUUAUGUUUACUGGUAAAAUGGUAUUUUCUGUUUAAUUAGUUCACUGCCGUUUAAAUGUAUGUAGCUGUUACAUUUGCUUUAAGUACAUUAUUAUUUUGUGAAACUAUGAUUUUUAUAGACCCAUACAAGGUCAAAAUUUGCGAUUGAUCAAAGGUUAGAAUUAGUAUGACAUGACAAUAUUCUAGAAAAGAUAUUUUAACAUUCUUAAAGAAAUUGUCAUUUCGAAAUCUCUUCUGGAAACCCUUAGUUUUAUAUAAGUAGAUAUAAAUUAUAUUUUUUGUUGUGAUAGCAAAUGAAUCGGAAAGUGUAUCAAAAUAGGCUUCUUAUGUGUAAAAUUCAAUGGUAGCUCGUGCAAGUAGGUGCAAGAAGUCUAAGUGCAAGUGCAGGAAAACAGUCGCUGAAAGGACAGCUGUGUACCCCAUCGGGUUUGAUAAUAGUGUUAUUAAACUGAAAAACUUAAUAAACAAAUAGUGAAUGGUUAAUACUUAAUAGUGAAGUGAAUAAUACAGGAGUUUAUUGAGCUUGAAGAUACAGGAAUCACUGUCGAGUCAACACAAAGGAUCCCAUCUUUAUAAAU
This is a messenger RNA of Maniola jurtina (meadow brown), 4063 nucleotides long. Its product is annotated as protein zer-1 homolog. NCBI's taxonomy places the organism in Eukaryota, Metazoa, Arthropoda, Insecta, Lepidoptera, Nymphalidae. The record is from RefSeq and is a predicted model, not a curated record. The coding region runs from base 263 to 2590 and encodes 775 amino acids. Gene Ontology annotation, cellular component: Cul2-RING ubiquitin ligase complex. The transcript is spliced from 8 exons.